AUGAGCAGCAGGGUAUCGACUUGCCAGCUUGGUUUCCCCGGCACGAAGCUCAACUACGCCGAAAACAUCCUCUUCCCCCUCUACUCCGGCAACAGCACCGCCUGUGAGCCGAGCGCGCAGCGCACCAUGUAUCCUCCGGGCGCCGAGUCGCUGCUAAGGUUCCUGGAGGACUAUGGCACCGCCGACGCCGCCAUCGGGCGGCACCCGCACCCCAACUCGCACCGCAACGCAACGAUGACCGUGAAAAGUAGUGUGUCCCUCGUCAUCUUCCUCGCUGUCGGCGCCUUUUUCUCCGGCCUGGCGACCGACGCGGGGCACGAGUUGACCUACGGCCGUCUCGACCAGAUGCACCGUCGCCUGGUCUUAAUGGACGAGCGCGUGGAAUACGCGGGCAAAGCCAUCCAGCUCUGCCAGGGUGUCGCCGAACAGUGUCUCGCCUCCUUGGACCCUCCUGUGCCGCCCAACACGCCGCUGCCCUUCCGCACGCCGGCGAGCAUCGUGUUCCCCUCGCAGACGAUGUCGGAGCCCAAGUGCAUCACGCCCACGCACAGAAGCCUGCUGCUCGUGCAAGAGAACAGCAAACUCUUCAUCGAGCGUGUCCAGUCCGGCGAGGGUUCCGCGCAGAUCACGACGCGCAACUGA
This is a messenger RNA of Tilletiaria anomala UBC 951, 642 nucleotides long. RefSeq lists its product as uncharacterized. The record is from RefSeq and is a predicted model, not a curated record. The transcript is spliced from 3 exons. Lineage: Eukaryota; Fungi; Basidiomycota; Exobasidiomycetes; Georgefischeriales; Tilletiariaceae. Bases 1 to 642 code for a protein of 213 amino acids.